Messenger RNA from Lutra lutra (Eurasian river otter), 2436 nucleotides. It is a transcript of the gene NDUFAF3, whose product is annotated as NADH:ubiquinone oxidoreductase complex assembly factor 3. Gene Ontology annotation, biological process: mitochondrial respiratory chain complex I assembly. Lineage: Eukaryota; Metazoa; Chordata; Mammalia; Carnivora; Mustelidae. The transcript has 5 exons. The record is from RefSeq and is a predicted model, not a curated record. Bases 1735 to 2289 code for a protein of 184 amino acids. Gene Ontology annotation, cellular component: mitochondrial inner membrane.
CAAAGGCCCUGAGACCAACCUCCCUAGUCAAUGUUACUCCAGGUUCCAGAGAUGACCACAAACCUCGCUCUCCGACGUCUAUGCCCACCACUUCCAGCCUGAGAGCGCACCUGAGACAGGGGCGAAGACCAGAGCGACCCAAAUAAAGUAUGUCUGGGGGUCAGGGACUGGCCCACCCCAUCGAGACCAGGACGCUGCUCUGGCAGGAGAGCAGGGAACGAAAUCCAAGCGCAGCUGGAAUGCUCUGGAGACAACAGCUGCUUUUGGGAUUCCGUUGCCCGCUGUCCAGCCGUGGGCGGGGGGGGGGGGGGGGGGGCGGGAGAUAACCCCGGGAGGAUGGUGGUCCCUUACCCUGGGGCCAGAUCAGGAACCACCCCGCCCCCCAUUCCCAGUACCAGAAGACUGACCUAGGAGUGGGCGGUUAAGCCGAGUGUAGUGGGAACGAGGCGCUCACCUGGGCCCCUAAACAAUAGGAAAAUUGGUAGGGGCCUCCCCUGGGACCGGUCCCGAUCCGGAUUAAAUCCGCAGGGUGGGAUUAUUCCUGUUGGUCUCAUGAAGCCAGGCCACCCGUGCGGUGACGGUGGCGGGGAGGGCUUCGGGAUCGGCCAAAAGAGAAGCUCCCCCGUGGGGCCGGAGAGGAAGUAAACCCGCGCACUCGCCUCGGGGACACCCCCAUACCCAGGGCCCUUCGUCCCGUGACUCUGCCAGCGCCCGGAGCGCUGGGUGGGUCGGGGGGUGCCCAAUGGCGGCGACGGGACCCCGGGGAAUCCAUUGCGAACGUCCUCCGCGGUGCCGAACCUCCCUCCCGGCCCAGUGGGUAGCAGACGCGUCAACGUUCCCUUGAGGCCACGACACGGUGGGGGCGCGGAGAUCCCCGAAAGCCGCGCGGGCACCAGCGACUGUUGCGCCCGUAGGCCCUCUGAUUCGGCUCAAGACGGGGGGGGGCGGGUCGGGGAAUUCUCGGGCCGCGAGCAUAGUGAGCGACGACAGGGCGAUGCUCCAGCCGCUGUCUAGUUCAAUAGCUGGUCCCGUUCGGCCGGGUCGAUCCCACCCGAAGAGCCACAAUCAUCCCACCUCGGCGUCCCCUUCCGCUUGCUCGGGCCGCAGACUCGGAGCCAUUUUAAGGAGAAACCACUCAGCCACGCCCCCUCGCGCUCCCGACAAGCCAAUCCACGUGCAGCCACGCCCCGGGAGACGCGCGGCGGCGACGCCAACGGUCGCGCGGGCGACGGUUGGGGAGGGGCGUGAUUCGCGGAAGAGCAAGGGAAACCUGAGCCUGCCGCCCCGCCCUGGGAACCCGACGCCCUAAAGCCUGGGAUUAGGGGUUUGGAGGCUGGCCCCACGCCCUGGCCAGGUGUGCGGGACUCGACCAGGUGCGCCGCCGCCCCGCCCCAGGCCCCGGGAGCCCUGCGUAAUGGCUGAGAGCCGGGGACUAGGCUGCGGCGGGUGCCCAGGCAGCUCUCUGAGGCCGGCCAAGCCACCAGGUGUCUGGCUCCCCCAGGACGGUCUGCGGGGGCCCGGGGCGGGGCGGGCGGCAGGUGCGGACACCGGAGCCCCGCUAGGGGACGGGCCCUCCGGGGACAAUUGGCACCGGCCGAUCCCUCAAAAUCCCGCGCUGGGGCAGCCGGCCUGCGCGGUGCCCUCCGGCACCUAGGGGGCGCUGUGGGCGCGCUGCGGAAGAUUCAGCCACGACCCCGCUGACCCGGCGCGGACAUCCCGGCACGCCGGUCAGCCAUGGUCGCCGCGUUCGUGCUUCGCGGCCUGUGCGGAGCGCGAGCCGUGCUACGCUGUUCCCCUGCGGAGCUGCUGAGGGCCCCACGGCGGGGGCACCGGCUCACGCCGGCGGACGACGAGCUGUAUGAGCGGACGCGCAUCUCUCUGCUGCAGCGCGAGUCCCCGCAGAUCAUGUAUAUCGACAGCUACAGCAGCCGCGGCUUCAUGGUCAACGGAAAUCGCGUGCUUGGGCCCUGCGCUCUGCUCCCUCAGUCGGUGGUGCAGUGGAACGUAGGAAGUCACCGGGACAUCACUGAAGAAAGCUUCUCUCUCUUCUGGUUGCUGGAGCCCCGAAUAGAGAUUGUGGUGGUGGGCACCGGAGACCGGACCGAACGGCUGCAACCCCAGGUGCUGCAAGCCCUGAGGCAGCGGGGCAUCGCCGUGGAAGUGCAGGACACGCCCAAUGCCUGUGCCACUUUCAACUUCCUGUGUCAUGAAGGCCGAGUAACAGGAGCUGCUCUUAUUCCUCCACCCAGAGGGACGGCGCUCACAUCCUUAGAACGAGCUGCAGAAUGAACUGCCAGGAAUUGACCUGACCUGUCCAGGAGGGCCCUGGCACUUUUUGCAGAGCGCAGGAGUUUCCAGCGCUUUCAUUAGCCCUUCCUCUUUGGCACUGUAACGCCUGUCUUUGUUGCCAGCAAAUUAAUAAUUUAAUCCACUUGU